ACAUAAACCAGUUGGUGCAGGCGCGUCAACGGGAUCCUGAUCCUGUUAGCAGCGUGCAUAAGAAAUGGGACGAUCAUUCUUGCAUUUGGGCCGCAAACGAAAUUAUUUCAGUUUUAUCGUCUCCUCUUUUGUUUUUUCCCCGUUGGCAAAUAAUGUCUUCAAUGUCCUCCCCCUCGACCUCGUCCUUGCGCAGCAGUCCCCCAGUGAUGGUAGCGAGCCGAUGCGCCAACAGCUUUUCGCGGAGUUGCAAGCUCUGCACCAGCAAAGUUUUCAGAAGACGGUCGGAGCUUCGGACAGCGAGCAACUUUACCGAUUCGCAUGGGCACAGACCACGACUACGGAGAGGGAGACGGCUGCAUCAAGCAAAACCGAUUCCCGGUGUGAGCAGCUGCACGAACACAUACUAGCGGAGCUCGCGACGACGGAGGGCAUUGUCUUCGAGCACCAAGAGCUCGAGGUCAAGGGCUUCGAGACUGUGGCCUGGCUCAUGGAAAUGAGCUCAGACGUCGACAGCGAGCCCCCCGGAGCGCCGCCAAGAAUGGCAGUCGAAGUACCGGCAAGCUUAACCGGGAGCGUUUCUACUUCUGCGGAUGAAGGCGAGCAGGCCACAGAAGACGAAAUCCCAAGAACAUCAGCAGCUCCUGCUGCGUCCUCUUCCGGAUCUCCGUCCAGGCUCGCGAUGGUAAAGCCGGACUACAGCAUUCUGUUCGGCCCGAUUAAGGCCAUGAUGGAGCAGCUGAGCGGUUUUCUCAGCAGGGUCACUUACUUCCUGAUGAUCUUCAAACACUGCUUCGCUUCCUCCGUCCGCAAUCUGUUGCAUUCUGUGUUCCGCUACUGGCGCACCGGCUGGAUGAGUUUUCUGGACCUGCAAUUUUGGAUGGCGGACCUUGGCAUGUACUCGAACAGUAACAGUCCGAAGAAGCAUUUUUCUGCCGUGCUAAAGGUCGUGGAGUCCAGCCGCAAAGUGGUGGAGGAGCUCAUCACGAAGUUGCAGCCCGCCCUCAUCGACAGCCGCCACCACUGGGGCCACGACGCGGAGAAGGGUAUGUUCACGAACACCACGCUUCUGUACCGAGAUCUGUUCCCGGAGACCGCACUGAUAGACAAAGGCGUGUUGCGGGUCGUUCUCCAGGAGCUCGGGGUCGCCUUCGUGCAAGACACGGUCCGGCAAACAACGGAGGCUGGGGAAGACAUUUUUGACGAACAAAGCGAUUCCGACAGUGAUUAUAGCACCAAGGUUCGAAUUUUUGACUUUGGGGCCAUGGAUGGCGGGUACAGUCGGUGGCUGAACGAUACCGGAAUUUUCGUCGCGCACGCGGUCGAGGGCUCGCCGAAUGUGAACGAAAUUUCCGGAGGUACCGUACACGCGGCAGACCUCACGCAGGACUUGCGGAAGCAGCUUCCCGGUUGGCUUGCGGAGGAAGACGGUCUUUUAGCUGCCGAACGGACCUCCACUCCUGUGUCUUCUACUUCGAAGCAAUUCGUGCUCUGUAUCGAGGUUGCCGAGCACAUCCCGCCAGGUGAGCGCGAGGCCGAGUUUCUGGCAAACCUGAACAACUUCGCAAAGGAUGGGCUGAUCAUUUCGUGGGCGCCUCCGCACAUUCUCGGCGAGGGGCACGUCAACACGUUACCGCCAGCAGAAUCAAGGAGAAGACUCGAAGCCCUGGGCCUCAAGCUUGACGAGAGGAUAACGCGGAGGCUUCGUGCGAAAAGCGAACUUUCCUGGGUUCGGGAAAGCAUCGCGUUUUAUAGGCGCGAGUAGUAGUGUCAGCGGUCCUAGUCUUGUUGGAACAAAUCACUGACGCGAAAGAACAUCUAUAGCAGCUGCUUGCGUACACGUGCAUGAACUUUCUGAAAGUUGUUCCAUUUUUAUGAUGAUAUGUUCUUACGCUAUCGGUUUCGAUGGUGACGGACGACUACGACACCCCAGAGAGUCG
Molecule: messenger RNA, 1937 nt
Organism: Amoebophrya sp. A120
Lineage: Eukaryota; Dinophyceae; Syndiniales; Amoebophryaceae
Source: the annotation of a GenBank genome assembly